This is a messenger RNA of Saccostrea cuccullata (small rock oyster), 3712 nucleotides long. RefSeq names its product protein LSM14 homolog B-like. Gene Ontology annotation, molecular function: mRNA binding. The transcript is spliced from 12 exons. The record is from RefSeq and is a predicted model, not a curated record. NCBI's taxonomy places the organism in Eukaryota, Metazoa, Mollusca, Bivalvia, Ostreida, Ostreidae. The coding region runs from base 115 to 1692 and encodes 525 amino acids. Gene Ontology annotation, biological process: cytoplasmic stress granule assembly; P-body assembly. Gene Ontology annotation, cellular component: P-body.
CCGUCCAAUCAUAAUAGAUCGCCAUUUUGGAUAAAACAGCUCCAGAGAGAUAGACUUAAAGCUGAGAAUCCACCGCCAUCCUCCAUAAUUUCUGACGCUUUUUCAUAAGGCGUCAUGAGUGGGGGGAUUCCAUAUCUCGGCAGUAAAAUAAGCCUCAUUUCGAAGGCAGGAAUUCGUUAUGAGGGCAUUUUGUACACUAUUGAUCCCAAUGAGUCGACAGUUGCAUUAGCGAAAGUGAGAUCAUUUGGAAAAGGUUUUGAGAUUUUUGAGUAUAUCAUAUUUAGAGGCAGUGACAUCAAAGAUCUUCAUGUCUGUGAGCCUCCUAAAGCACAGCCCUUGCAAGCUUCUAUGCCACCUCAAGAUCCUGCCAUAGUUAAGUCCUCCCAGCCAACCUCGUCAGGGUUUCAACAGCAAAGUGGUGGCGGUGGUGGUUUUGGUGGGUCCAGCUACCAGCCAUUUGGUGGUCCCCAGUUAUAUAGUCAGUAUGGUCAGGCCCCCGGAACGGCUCCCCAGCCUUUUGGAGCUAUCCCAAAUCAGUCAGGUUCACGAGGUCCAUCUCCCAGUUUUAACCGCGCUUCUCCUACGGUGGAUCAGAGUAUUCAAGUGGGUUCUCAACAAGCUAUACGACGCCCUGAAAAGCAUGAGUUGGAAGACCAUGACAGUUUUGGUCUUGACUUAGAAGGAUCAAGAGGUCCAACUCCUCCCAGUGUUCAGUCCAGUCGCAAAUCUCCAACCCUUGAUCAGGGCACUCAGAUGAGUCCAGAGAAAUCACAGAAAAAUUCACACCAGCACAGUUCACAAAAUGCACAGAGCAGCAGUCAACAUCAAAUGGGUGAUAGGUCACGGAAACACCAACAACAAAGGCCUCAGUCCUCUAACACAUACUCCAGGGGAGGAAGGGGAGGAUUCGAGAGGGGUGGACCUAGGGGUGGAAGAGGUGGAGCACCUCCAGAUAAGCAUGCAUAUUUUGGAGGACCACCAAGGGGAAAUGCUUCACAGAGAGGACCCAACAGGGGUUUCCAAAGGGGACAGUCCUCACGGGGCAGGUAUCAGUCAAACAGGAAAGUGGAAUCUCCUCUCAAAUUUGAGGGCGAGUUUGACUUUGAGGAGGCAAAUGCUCAGUUUGAUAAGGAUGAGAUUGAGAGGGAAUUAAAGGAGAAAUUAACAAUAGGUGAUAAGAAGGAGGAGAAGUCAGUCAAUGGGGACAAGGAAGACAGUGUGGAGAAUGGAGAGGAUGAGGUCCCGGAGGAAGAGGAUGAGAUGUAUUACGAUAAGAACAAAUCUUUCUUUGACAACAUUAGUUGUGAAGCUACAGAGCGUGCCAAAGGGAAGUCAACCCGCCCAAGCUGGAGAGAAGAACGCAAGUUAAAUGUUGAGACAUUUGGUAUGUCAGAUAAUCCUCGUCGUAACUUUAGAGGAAGAGGAAGGGGAUAUUAUGGAGGAGGGUUCCGAGGGAACAGAGGAGGCGGUGGGGGGUUCAGAAACGACGGAUAUCGGUCUGAUAACUACCGAGGCAAUUACAACCGAGGAUUCCGAGGAGGCUUUCGACCACCACCUGGUAGGGGCGGUUCUGGUGGUGGUGGCGGCGGCGGUGGACGAAAUCAAGGCUGGGUGGACUACGAUUAUGAUUACGAAGCAGCGGGUAUAGAGAGAAGAGGAAACAGUUACAGAAAAGCAGCAGCACAGUCAUAGACAAAAGUGAAGAUUUAAGUAGAGUGUGAAAAGUAGGGGUCACAAGAAGGCAGCUGACAACAGAGACAUUGGAGAAGGACAGACUUAUGGAAGACCGUGUUUUCAUGUACUGUCAAUUUUGUGAAUUUUCAAAGAGAAUCCCCCAUUUGAAAACUUUGUGAUAUUUUUUUCUGGAUUUUCUUUUUUUUUCUUCUUCAAAAUUUGUAACUAUUGUCACCUGAAGAAGCAAUUUAGUAAGAGUGGCAAACAGUUGCAAUCUGUGGACUUAGUGCUAGCUAACCAAAUGGCGCUAUAAGAUGUGUCACGCUUUCAGAAAAAAAAAACAUAAUGGAAAGUAUGCAACAGUUGUUAGUGUGGUUAAUGGAAAUGAUUGCAUUGUUAGGAAACUUGCUUGGGGUUUAAACUAUUUUUAGGAGGGUUGGUACAUGUAUUGCUGGUGGUCUUGUUACCAAGUACUCUAAAAAUCCAUUUUCUAUUUUGAAAGAUUGAUGUUUUAAAUCUAUCACUUCUCAAACAUCUAACAACAUCCCAUACAGGGUCAUGUCAGAUCUACCUUUCAAAUGGUCAGUGAAAUCAUACUGUGCCAUCGGCUCAUACAUCCACCUCAGUUGUUAGCUUGCGUUUAUCACAGUGAUGCACAUACAAAAAGGCGUGUUUAAUUUAUUAUAAUCAAAUACCUGCAGUAAUGUUUUUCCUUUAAGGUUGAUAUAUAUCUAAAAUUACUAUUUAAAUUUGAAAUAUUGUGUUUUUUACUUGAUGUCAAAAAUCUUGACAUGAGCCCAUUGCAGAUUUGUCAAGGAGUUUAACAAACAGCAACUCUGCAUGGGAGAUAGUGAAUUUACCACCAAAGAAAUAUUGGUUAUUAAAUAAAAUACAGUGUCUUUUUCAUAGCCAAAUGCCUGAAUAUUUGCAUGAAACAAAAUCAUGACAAAGGCUGUAAUAUGUAUGAAUGUUCAUGAUUUGUUUAUUCAGGAAAGAAUUGUAGAUGGGUGGAGUAUACAUGAAAUUUUUGCAACUAUUAUUAACUUGAAUCAGUAUAAGAAUUGUGAUGAUUAGAAUGUGGAUAGAAGGUUGUAACUGAUUGGCCAUAGUAUUCAAUUUUUUUUUUCUCAUACUUGUAAGGUUGCUCUGACAUAGCCCAGAAUGAGAUGUUGUUUGAUGUUUAGGAAGGUGGAUCAGAACAUUUAAAUUUUAUGUAGAUUUAUUUUCAUUAUCAAGGCAGAACUAAAUGCAUGGUCUAUAUAUCAACAGAGACAAGAAAAUUUAUAAAUUUGUUAGUUUUGAAAAGAAAGAGAUUAAUGCUACCAAUUUUAUGUUCACAAACUGGAGUAAGAAUUUGUAACUUUGUUAAGUUCUACUAAGAUUAUCUAUUGUAUGCAUUUCACUGCAAAGAUGAGAUUGGACAGUGUGAAUGGUAAUUAAAUGCCUCAAUUAUUUCUUGAUAAAAAAGAGUAUUUGUUGUAAACUAUGAAGGAUAAGUAGAUUAUAAUAAUACCCUUGUUUCUUAACUGAUAUAAUAGAUCAUUAUCAAUGUUGCAAUAGUGCUUAUCUGAUCUCUAAAGAAACCACACAGCAUUUGCUUGGGUUAAAUGGUGAAAAAUUAGAGUUGAUAAAUUUUCAGUGGUUGUACUGUACAGUCUUUUGCUUUCUAAAUUGCAAUUAAAUAGGCAGGGACUAUAAAUCUUUUUUUUGAUGUUCUCUUUUUAAGACAUGAAUAGUAUUUUUUCCUUUUCCAUAUUUAUCAACUGCUUUAUAUUAUUAUUGAAUCAAACUGUGUCAGUACUGGUAUUUAAGUCUUCAUGUUAGCUAAAACCACAAAAUGUUGACAGAUUUAAUUUGUUUUUGCACCAAUAUCUGACGUAACCAUGAUGUAAGGACCUAGAAAGUCCCCUUUUGAUUCUCCAAACAAUUCACUUCUGACAGUGAAAUCCAUUCUUUAUAAUUAAUGAAUCUGCAGGAUGAGAUGAAUUUGUUAGCCAUGGAAAUGAGAAUUUAAAAUAAAGAACAAAUGCAAUAUUUA